Selaginella moellendorffii is the source of this 855-nucleotide messenger RNA. RefSeq names its product protein transport protein SEC13 homolog A. The record is from RefSeq and is a predicted model, not a curated record. Gene Ontology annotation, cellular component: nuclear pore outer ring; COPII vesicle coat. Lineage: Eukaryota; Viridiplantae; Streptophyta; Lycopodiopsida; Selaginellales; Selaginellaceae. The coding region runs from base 1 to 855 and encodes 284 amino acids. The transcript has a single exon. Gene Ontology annotation, molecular function: protein binding; structural molecule activity. Gene Ontology annotation, biological process: COPII-coated vesicle budding; protein import into nucleus.
AUGGAUUACUACGGCAAGCGCCUGGCGACGUGCUCAUCGGAUCGAUCCGUCAGGGUUUUCUCCGUGCCGCAGGGAUCCCAAGGUGAGCACUUGCUGGCGACGCUGAGCGGGCACGACGGCCCGGUGUGGCAGAUCUGCUGGGGCCAUCCAAAGUUUGGAUCCAUCCUCGCCUCGUGCUCCUACGAUGCCAAGGUGAUCAUCUGGAAAGAGGGCGCCGAGAACCAGUGGAUCCAGGCACACGUCUUCAAGGAGCACGAAGCGUCGGUGAAUAGCAUCGCCUGGGCGCCCCACGAAUUCGGCCUCUGCUUGGCUUGCGGCUCCUCGGAUGGAACGAUCUCGGUGCUCACGAACAAGCCGGAUGGAUCCUGGGACAGGGUGAAGAUCCAGCAAGCCCAUCCGGUGGGCGUCACCUCGGUGUCCUGGGCUCCCUCGGCGUCGCCCGGAUCUCUCCUGGGCGAUGGCCGCGCGGGCUUGAUCCAGAAGCUCGUCUCCGGGGGAUGUGACAACACCGUCAAGGUGUGGAAAUUCGCGGAUGGGCACUGGAAGAUGGAUUGCUUCCCGCCGCUCUCGAUGCACAGCGACUGGGUGAGAGACGUCGCCUGGGCUCCAAAUCUGGGGCUCCCCAAGAACACCAUCGCCAGCGCUUCCCAGGAUGGAACUGUGGUGAUUUGGACGCAGGGGCGCGAGGGCGAUCAGUGGCAAGGGCAGCUCCUCCACGAUUUUAAAUCGCCGGUGUGGCGAGCGAGCUGGUCUCUCACUGGGAAUAUCUUGGCAGUGGCCGAUGCUACCAACAGUGUGACGCUCUGGAAGGAGGCCGUGGAUGGGGAGUGGAGUCAAGUAAAUACCAUCCAGUGA